AUGUUGAAGUCCUUGGAAUACAAGGUUGAUCCAACUACAGAUACUCUUUUAAUGCACAUGAUAUUGUUCAAGCUUGAUGCAAAUUCAAGAACUUGGUUCGAGAGAACCUUUCAAACUGAUGUCAUUCCGAAGUUGGACGAACUGUUGCAAUUCCUUGCAACACAAGCUAGAUCUAUCCCGAGUUCAACUACUAAGAGAAACAUUCAAGGAAAGGUGACUUUGGUCGCGUCCAACGCCCAGUCACAAUGUCCUCUAUGUAAUGGAGAUCAUACAUUGUCGAAAUGUGAUACGUUCUUAAAAUUAUCAGUUCAAGGCCGUUUAGAUUUCGUUAAAUCGAAUAAUGUUUGUUUUAACUGUUUAACUCGAUUUCACAGUGUGAAAACUUGCAACAGCAAGUUUAGAUGUAAAAGGUGCAAAAAACCCCACCACUCUUUACUUCAUAUCGAAAAUGUUAGCGAUAGGGGAAGACAGAGUGCUAUAAAUAAGUCAAAUUCUAGUGAACUUUCUAUCAACGCUCCUGCGUUUUCGCCUGCCCUUAUUCCAAGUACUAGUCAAUUAAGUGAUAAUUCUAGAGUGGUAGAUGUUACAUCGUGUAUUUCGGGUGUGGGGCCAGACGUUCAAACCCUCCUCUGCACUGCUCUGAUUCAGUCUAUGUGA
This is a messenger RNA of Parasteatoda tepidariorum (common house spider), 657 nucleotides long. The record is from RefSeq and is a predicted model, not a curated record. Lineage: Eukaryota; Metazoa; Arthropoda; Arachnida; Araneae; Theridiidae.